Aricia agestis (brown argus) is the source of this 256-nucleotide messenger RNA. Its product is annotated as pupal cuticle protein C1B-like. The coding region runs from base 32 to 256 and encodes 74 amino acids. The record is from RefSeq and is a predicted model, not a curated record. The transcript has 2 exons. NCBI's taxonomy places the organism in Eukaryota, Metazoa, Arthropoda, Insecta, Lepidoptera, Lycaenidae.
UCGUGACAAAAUCACAUACAAAAAAAUCAAAAUGUUCAAAUUAUUCCUCCUCGCCUGCGUCUUGGCUGUGGCCGCUGCCAAGCCCGGCAUCGUGCCAGUGGCAUACACCGCGCCAGUAGCGGCGGCAUACACUGCGCCAGUAGCGGCCGCCUACACCGCGCCAGUAGCCUACUCCGCCUAUUCCGCCUACACCGCGCCGCUAGCCUACUCCGCCUACACCUACGCUUCACCCUAUUCUUACUACCUGCGCCGUUAA